Eleginops maclovinus (Patagonian blennie) is the source of this 3505-nucleotide messenger RNA. It is a transcript of the gene lig4, whose product is annotated as ligase IV, DNA, ATP-dependent. The record is from RefSeq and is a predicted model, not a curated record. Gene Ontology annotation, molecular function: DNA ligase (ATP) activity; DNA binding; ATP binding. The transcript is spliced from 3 exons. Gene Ontology annotation, cellular component: DNA ligase IV complex; DNA-dependent protein kinase-DNA ligase 4 complex. Gene Ontology annotation, biological process: double-strand break repair via nonhomologous end joining; nucleotide-excision repair, DNA gap filling; DNA biosynthetic process. The coding region runs from base 129 to 2861 and encodes 910 amino acids. Lineage: Eukaryota; Metazoa; Chordata; Actinopteri; Perciformes; Eleginopidae.
CUUGUUUCUAGACGGACGUUUUAACGGAAGGUACCUACAUUGAGAACCAGAAAGUGGUCAACAUGUAGCUCACGUCUGGAAGUCUGACAUCCCUCUUCUUUGCAAGAUUAAAUAAGCAAGAUUUCACCAUGGAGGGAUCUUCCAAAAGUGAUGCAGCCGGUCAGCCCUCUGUUGCUGCUCAGGUUCCUUUCCUUCAUCUUUGCUCCACCUUAGAGAAAAUCCAGAAGUCUAAACUCCGUCCAGAUAAAUCCAAGACCCUUAGGGAUUUCAUUGAGUCAUGGAGGAAUUUUCAUUCUGCCCUCCACAAAGACAACCCCAAAACAACAGACUCUUUCUACUCAGCUAUGCGCCUCAUAGUCCCUUCUUUUGAACGAGAGCGCAUGGCUUACGGCAUCAAAGAGAGCAUGUUAGCUAAACUCUACAUCGAUGUCUUAGGUCUCCCAAAGAAUGGCCCAGAAGCCAAUAAACUUUUGAACUACCGUGCUCCGACUACAUCCCAAGGUGAAGCUGGAGACUUUGCCGGCAUGGCGUACUUUGUUCUGAAGAAACGCUGCACCAGCCAAGGGAAUCUCAGCAUCAAAGAAGUAAACGACUUUCUGGAUUUGGUAGCUAUCAACAACGCUAGCAGGCAGAAGGAUCUUGUGAAGAAGAGUCUGCUGCACCUCAUCACCCAGAGCAUGGCUCUCGAGCAAAAGUGGCUCAUCAGAAUGAUUCUGAAAGACAUGAAGCUCGGGAUCAGCAAAGAAACUGUUCUUCAAGUCUUCCACCCGGAUGCCAGCGAGCUCUAUAAUGUCAACACCGACUUAAACAAAGUCUGCCAGCAGCUCCACGACCCCUCCACGUCUUUAAGCGAUGUCUCUAUCGGACUCUUCUCUGCUUUCAAGCCUAUGUUGGCAGCUGUGGCGAACAUCCGCAAUGUGGAGAAACAGAUGGGAAACAGCCCUUUUUACAUUCAGACCAAACUGGACGGAGAGCGUAUACAGCUUCACAAAGACGGGGACGUGUACAAGUACUUUAGUCGAAACGCUUUUGAGUACACCCAGCAGUUUGGAGCAUCACCACUGGAAGGCUCGCUGACACCUUACAUCCACAACAUUUUUAAAAGCCACGUUGUAAACUGCAUCCUUGACGGGGAGAUGAUGGCGUAUAACCCGACCACGGAGGCCUUCAUGCAGAAAGGGAGCAAAUUCGACAUCAAGAAGCUCAUGGAGGACUCUCAGCUACAGACUUGCUUCUGUGUGUUUGACGUUCUGUUAGUCAACGACCAGAAGUUUGGCAAGGAAACACUAAAGAAGCGCCUCGAGACCCUGCAAACCGUUUUCACUCCAGUCAAGGGCAGGAUACAUCUGAUACCAAAGGCCGAUGCCAGAACCGUGCAGGACGUGGUGAACGCCCUCAAUGACGCCAUUGACACUAGAGAAGAGGGGAUCAUGGUGAAGGACCCUUUGUCUAUCUACAAACCUGACAAGCGAGGAGAGGGAUGGCUGAAAAUAAAGCCGGAAUAUGUGGAUGGCUUGAUGGAUGAGCUUGACCUGCUGAUUGUUGGCGGCUACUGGGGGAAAGGCAAGCGUGGCGGUAUGAUGUCCCAUUUCUUAGCUGCCAUCGCAGAAGCUCCAAAGCCUGGCGAGAAACCCUUAGUUUUCCACUCUUUCUGCCGCAUCGGCUCGGGCUACACCAUGAAGGAGUUGUACGACCUCGGUUUAAAGCUGGCCAAGCAUUGGAAAGUCUAUCGGAAAAACGACCCGCCAGCAUCCAUCCUGUGCGGAACCGAGAAACCAGAAGUCUACAUCGAACCCUGCAACUCGGUCAUCAUCCAGGUGAGAGCGUCUGAAAUAGUCGGAAGCGACAUGUAUAAAACCAACUGCACCCUGCGCUUCCCUAGGAUCGAGAAGAUCCGCGAGGACAAGGAGUGGCACCAGUGCAUGACACUCGCAGAGCUGGACCAGUUUCGCGGGAAGGCCUCUGGGAAACUAGCCUCGCGGCACCUCCACAUCGAUGGCGACGAACCGCAGAAGAAGAAGCGCAAGGUGCCGGUCAAACCCAAAAAGGUGGUCGGGAUCAUAGACCACUUCAAGCACCAGGACCUCUCCGGGGUUACCAAGGAGACGGAUAUGUUUGAGGAUGUCGAGUUCUGUAUCCUAAAUGGCACUGAGCAGCACCCCAAAGCGGAGCUGGAAAAGGGCGUGGCCAGGUGUGGUGGUAUCGUUGUUCAAAACCCAGGAAGGGACACCUACUGCGUGAUUGCCGGCGUGGAGAACAUGCGCGUGAAGAACCUGGUGUUGUCCGACCAGCAUGACGUUGUGUGGGCCGCCUGGCUGCUGGAGUGCCUGGACCAGAAGGAAGUGGUCCCAUGGCAACCACGUCACAUGAUCCACAUGUCGCCCUCCACCAGGGAGCACUUCGCCAAGGAGUACGACAGCUACGGCGACAGCUACUUCGUGGACACGGACGAGCAGCAGCUGCGGGAGGUGUUCGGACGAAUCAGCAGCGAGGACACGUCAGCGGCGAUGGACAUCAGCCAGGUGGAGCAGCGCUACAGCUGGGAGGACGUUCCCACGAGCAUGUUCAGACCAUUUGAGGUCUACAUGGACAGGUUCGCCGACAUUGGAGACCGUGAAACCGCCAUACCCGCUUCCUGUUUGGACAUCAGGGCGCUGGAGUUUCGCUACCACGGAGGUAAGGUGGUGCAGAAGUUGGAGGAAGGAGUCUCUCAUGUCAUUAUCUCAGAGGAAACCAGACUUCUGCAUUUAAGGACUCUGAGGCGCAGCUUUAGGAAGAAGUUUAAGAUCGUAAGAGAAUCAUGGGUGACUGAUUCAAUAAAAGCAGGGUACGUGAUGAAUGACACUGACUACUUAGCUUAAAGAGUCCACUGGUGACACACUGGGAAGAAAUCCUUGCACUGCUAGCAUUUAAAAUAAUUUCCAAUAAGAUUAGAAAGGCUGAAAAAUCUGUCACUGUUACGGGUAAGAAGAGAUGCUUUUAAACUAAAAUGUGCUCUAGAGUUCUUACUGUUUUUGUGUUCCUUAUGAGUGAUUAUGGCUGCUUGUUAUUAGUUUUACUGAAAGGAUACUAUUCAAGUCCAAAAGGCAACAACUACAUUACAUUUUUAAAGUUAAAUUGCAAUAUGGAGUAUUCAAAUGGGAAGCUAAUUCAUCUUUACUUAGCCCUUUAAUUUUUUUUGCCGAGCAGUUAUUAAUAAAUCUUAUGGAAAGCAAAAGAGGUUUUCCUGUCUGAAAAAGGAUGCUGCUUUCAUCCUCUUAACAUUUCUGCCUUUAUAGAUAGAUUUAAUUCAUCCUCAUCGUAGAAUCUCUGAUGUUUGAAAUAUUCCACAUUAAAAGUCUAUAAUAGGUCUCUUCAUAAUUUUCGAUUAAGUAAUGCACUUACUUCCAAUUGGAGGACUUGAAUGGGAUUAUUACGCAAUAAUCUUUACAGGGAUCUGUGCCUUUUAUGCUUUUGUGUGUGUUUACAAAACUCUUAAUAAAUAUGAUGAACCGUUUUAAAAUAA